GUGUCCCCCCCCGCCAUUGUCAUUCUGCUGGGGGACCUCAACGUGGGACCGGCUUUAUGAAUGGGAUGCUAAGCGCAAGACGCAAGGAUCAUGAUCACCGGCAGCACAGAAGAGAAACAUUCAAGUGCCCGGUGUUGUCCUCGUUGUCCUCUUCACCUCGGAAAGCCUGUAGACCACACACGCGGGCGCACGCACACGUGGAUCGGGGGAGGGGCGAGGACGCCCCGGCAGAUGCCUGCUGAAAAACGAAGUUGUGUUGCAUCAGUGCGGUGGGAGCAGAGCAGAAGCGCAGAGCGUUACAUCAUGCCGCGUGCCCCCUCCGGCUGUACCAGGGCGCAGGGCACCGUCUCGACCCGACAACCCACAGAAGGUCCGGGCGGCGCUGCGCGCGUUCCUCGCCUGUAUACAAACACACACGCACCGCAGGAAUCCACCCGAUGAGCCGAUGGCGCAAAGCGGAGAGGCACGAACGCGAGCGGCAAGGCUCCAAAGACGCCUGUUUCGUUUUGGGCCUUGUCACGCAGGAAUGCGCCGAGGACGGAUGACGUCGCUCGGCUCCGUCGGCGUAGCGUGACCGAAACGCGAUGCGCCGGGUUACCUCCCCCGAGCUGGCGCAACCCGCUUCUUUUUUUUUGGGGGGGGGGAGCAACAAGGCGUUGUAGGCAUUCCGCAGGGGCCUCUGGAGGGCCGGCUCGCCGUCGGACACGUGCGCUUGAUAAAGGCCCGGGACUCGCCGCCGCUAGCCCCACGUACAUUCAAGUACUGACAUAUUGUACGUACAUCCAGAAAGCCUGAAGCUUUACUACAGUGAACUAUUUGUGUCUUUGUCUCCGCGGAACCUAUCCUCAGCUAUUCCCGGCUAUUAGCAUAGUAGCAAUCGGUGUCAAGGAAGUAUGUUAACUAGGCACAUGGACUCGACUGCUCUCAGAGUUUUGUGUGUUGAGGGGGAGCUAAGAAGUUACAUUACACAGUUCCGGGACGAUAGUUUGUGGUUGAAACUAAUGUAGGCAAUUCUAAACCUGUUAAGGGAGGGUGUCACUUUAUUAUUGUUAUUAUUUUGCUGUCAAUGAGGUAUCAUAAUUCAAGCCAUUUCAAGGUUUGGGAGCGUUUUCCCUAGUAAGCGAUAUGUCGAAUAAUGCGUCACCGAUGACACGGGCGCACUUAGCGUGCCUAGUACGAGUCGGCCAAAGAACGAGGCCUGGAAUCUUCUCCCGAAAUGGCUGCGUCAAACAAAAUGCACGACUUUGUGUUGAAUUUCACGCUUGGGUCCUUGAGACUUGUUACGAUAGAUUUGCAUACUCAAUUUCCUGUCGAUUGGUCAAACUGGUGUGCAGGGCUGGUUUUUCUUCUCGUUUUCCUUCUUCCCAAGGGAGCAAAAAGGCACAGUGAGUACCUCGUAUGCAUGACUGAUAACACUGGAAUUUGACAGUUUGACUCAUGUAAAUGUGUUUUUCAUGGAGGAACACGCAAAUCCUUUUUGGAGUGCUUUCCAGUUGAGUUGAAAAAGAGGCGUUGAAAAAAAAAAAAAAAAAAAAAAAAGUGUUGCAUUGUGUAUUGGAGUGGAGCGGAGUGGAGUGUGCUGUGCUCCAGGGUGACGUGCAGGCCCCAACAGGGCGGUGUUCUCCGGCCCAGAAAAAGUCCGACUGGGGCGUGAGAGCCACAUCUGGAAUAGCAGCGAGCGACGACGACGACGACGAGAGGAGCCAACAACAAGUCGAGCACUUUUCACGGAAACCUUGACUUUGUAAAUACUUGAAAAUGCUGCUCAUCCUGCUCGGAGUGCUCAUCUUGCACCUCAUCAUCCUAAUCCUUCUCAUUGUGUCCACGGCAGCAAGUGCCUGGACCGUAGGGAGCGACGUCAGCAAGGACCUGUGGUACAACUGCCUGACCAAUGACGUCGUCUACCAGUGCACUCCGGCCAGCAAUGAAGAUUGGAUCCAGGCGGUGCAGGCCCUGAUGAUCCUGGCCGUGCUCUUCUGCUUCUUCUCGCUGGUGGCCUUCGUCUUCCAGCUGUUCAAACUGGUGAAGGGCGGACGCUUCUUCUUCACCGCCAUCUUCCAGAUCUUGGCCAGUCUGUUCGUGAUGUGCGGCGCCAUCAUCUACACGGUGAUGAGGACGGACGACGUGCCCGAGUGGCAGUUCGGAUACGCCUACGUGCUGGCCUGGGUGGCGUUCCCGCUCUGCCUUAUCAGCGGCCUCAUUUACAUCGUGCUGAGGAAGAAGGAAUGAGGGAGAGCGUGGAGGAGGAGGGGGGGGGAAGAAGUAGUGGAGGAGGAAGAAGAAGAAGAAGAAGAAAAGGAGGAGGCGUCGCACUGUGCCUACUGCCCACAGACCAACAACAAACACACUGACAUCACUAGUGCGCAACAAGACCCAAACUUGUCGUCGCUUCCGUACAGUACAAAGGUGUACAUAGCGUCUGUGGUUUUUAGACAUAUUUAUAGCAUUUUGACAUUACGUGUUGUACAUAGUGUUGUUAACAUCGUUGUUACGAAGAGUGUGUGUGUCUUGCACACGUCAUGCAGCUGUGCCAAAGAAGUGUCGCUUAGUCCGCCAGAUAUUUAGUUUUAUUGGUUGUUUUUUUUUUGUUUUUUUUUAAUGCUUUGAAUAAUGUGCCUCGGCUUUGAAAAGGUUGUACUUCCUGAAGGAACUCAUAGCAAUUGCAUCAUGAAGCGUCGUUUUGUGUGUUUGUGUUACUUGUUACUCCAAAUAAAAAUGUUGCAUUUUAGUUAUGAUAAAAUGGUGCUUUUUAAAAAAAUUUUUUUUUUUUUUUUUAUAACUAUUCUUGAAAUGUAUAGCCUCUUUCAUGUUUGUGUAUCUACUUUGCGGUAUCUUGUCCUGUGAUUAAUUUGCUUUGUGUAAGCACAAAGUUUCAAGUAUUGUCAAUAUUCUUCUCAAUAAACAUUAACUUGAUUGAAAACACGCAUUGCAAAAUGUAUAUUUGAUGCUAAUGUUUGAAUCGGUGUAGAAAUGUGGAAGCACGAGGUAAAUUUGUACAAUCGCUCAGUAACGGACAAUUAUUACAUGAAAAUUGUGUGAAGUUGGAAUGUUUCCACUGCUGAGAAAUAAAGGAUGAGUCGAAUUUGUCAUUUGAAUUUAUAAAAAAUUGUCAGAAUUGUUCUUAAAUCCCUAAUUUGAUUAAUUUGAUUUUCCAAAUAGUGCUGUUAUAAUGCUGAUUGUACAAAAUGCAUGUAAUUAAUAAAACACAA
Phycodurus eques (leafy seadragon) is the source of this 3209-nucleotide messenger RNA. RefSeq names its product peripheral myelin protein 22-like. The transcript is spliced from 7 exons. Gene Ontology annotation, cellular component: plasma membrane. The record is from RefSeq and is a predicted model, not a curated record. NCBI's taxonomy places the organism in Eukaryota, Metazoa, Chordata, Actinopteri, Syngnathiformes, Syngnathidae. The coding region runs from base 1759 to 2229 and encodes 156 amino acids.